AUGUCCUCGGACCAUCAUCAUCAUCAUCAUCAUCAUCAUCAGCCGAACGAAGAAACUUCAUCGCUGAGAUGUGUCGCUUCCACUCAGGAUGCAUUCAAACGUCCCGUAGACCGACGUCUGCGCCCGCCGUCUCUGCUCACGCACCACGAGCAUGUCGCCAAGCGCUCCAAUGUCUUCCAUGAGGCGCAACUCUCGCCCGACGGAUCGGCCAUCAUCACCAACAAUGAAGAUCAAUGUCUGCGGACCUACCCGUUAUCAGCAGACGUACUCGACGAGAAUGAAGAGCCGCGCCUGCUGAGACCGCACGACAUGCAUCUCUCCCACAGCAACAUUCAGGCCUUCGCUAUCUAUCCACACUUCAACGCAGGCGAUACCACCUCGACCUUGAUCCUCUGCGGCAGCACAGAUGUCCCAAUCACCCUCCGCAACGCACUUGCUUUGGAGCGUCCGGCCGCCUCAUAUCCCUUUGUAACUCGUACAACAGAAGAACACUGCCCGCCGAGAAGCCUCGCCUUCACGCGGGACGGCAAUCAUUUCGUCGCCGGCAGCGAUAAUUACCUUGCUAUCUUUGACUGCUACAGAGACGGUGAGCCUCCUGUAUCAUUUCGUAAGCUGAGAUCUCGAAGGGCCGCUGUUCAGUUGGACUCGUCGUCUUUCUCCAGAAGCGCAAUCAUUCGUGCGCUCGACAUCAGCAGUGGCAGAACGCUAGCCGUCGGCAGCUUCGCAGGUGAGGUAGGGCUCUUUGGAAACGAGGGAAACGGGGCUUGUGAUAUGGUAUUCCGCAUUCGGGAGGCUUCUGGCAGUGGCGUCUCCAGUCUGAAGUGGAGUCCAGAUGGAAAGUAUCUGCUCGUCGCAGGGCGCAAGAGAGAUGACAUAUUUGUGUAUGACAUUCGAAAUACCAUGUCAAAGGUUUCCACCCUUACAGGGCGUCGGGCGGAGACUUUGCAGAGGCUUGGCGUUGAUGUGUUGCAGACGGAGCAUGGCUACGAACUCUGGGCAGGAGGAACAGAUGGAUGCGUAAGGAAGUGGGAGAAUCCUGGACUAGCCGGGGGAGAUCAAGCACCUGACGCGGAGAUGCGGCUUCAUGAUGGUAAGACCAGACCCCAUCUAAGACUUUAUGCAUGCUUCUAACACUCUUGCAGGGCCCGUGAGCAGUGCCACUUGGCAUUCAUCUGGAGCAGUGAUGGUGACUUGCUCAGGGGAGCUGUAUCCCUCCCCGAAUCUCGACGACAGCGAUGAAGAAUCCGGCAGCGAUGACGAGCCAAGGGAAGAUGAGCUCUUCGUUCCAGACAACAGCCUCAAGGUCUGGGCAGCUUGA
Molecule: messenger RNA, 1318 nt
Organism: Lecanosticta acicola
Lineage: Eukaryota; Fungi; Ascomycota; Dothideomycetes; Mycosphaerellales; Mycosphaerellaceae
Source: the annotation of a GenBank genome assembly